Molecule: messenger RNA, 1298 nt
Organism: Drosophila albomicans
Lineage: Eukaryota; Metazoa; Arthropoda; Insecta; Diptera; Drosophilidae
Exons: 4
Coding region: 528-1196 (222 amino acids)
Source: RefSeq, a predicted model, not a curated record
CUGUAAUUACAUCUUAUAUCACUCAUACCUUGCCUUGUAGUGUAUGCAAAGCCCAUAGCUGCAAGUGAAGUUCGAUUGAUUCAGCUUCCGAUACGUCACGAACACUUUGCUCUCUCAGCUGUUCUUGCACUCUUCUGCUUACUCUCUUUACCACAGACAUACACGCGUGCAAGCUGUGCUUGCAUUCGCUCUUUUUGACACACACACGCAAACACAUGUGCAAGCAUGCGCUUGCGUUUUCUCUCUUAUUGCAUGACCUGCAGUUUAGCUCUUCUGAUUUAUGGAAGAACUGAGCUCUUUUUUUUUUGGUCAUACUUUUGGGCGGGCAACAAAAUGCUCUGACCUGACACGCAUUGCAGUUAGUGGAAGGAAGUGGUUGGGUGGGGUGGGCGGUGGGCAGUGAAACAUCUGGUUUUGUUGUUGUUGCGACCCCCGUCCCCCGUUCCCCACAGCAUAGCACAGCACAUGCGCAGUGAUUGGACAACGAACUGUUGUUCGUUGGUUCGCUUCGGCUGGCUUCCAUCCCCAUGGAAGGACGACGUCGACGAUGGCGAUGGCAGCAAGCAGGACCUCAGCAGCAGCAGCAUCGCUUCAAGUCAGUUUAUUCGACAGCGUUAAACCCAUCGCAAGUUUUUCUUCGACCAUUUUCCGCACAGUACGCGCAACGUGAAAAUUUUCCAUGCUUUCUAUUUGUAACGAAACGAAAAGAAUUGAAUCCAAUAACAACAAGAAAAUCAACAAAAGCAGUUGCAGCAGUUGAAAAAAGCACUAUUGUUGUUCCAAACAAUAUUCUGAUCGUCAUCGUGAUAGUUGUGAUCGUGUUGUUGUUCUUCCUGGUGUUGUGUACGACUCCUGCCGGGGAAAACGACAUCAACCUGACGCCGCCGAAGCAAUUGACGUUGACGUUGACGUUGCCAUUGCUGCUGCAAUUUCUGGCCGCGCUCGUUCAGCUCCUGCUCGUAACAACGAACUUCAAAAGCGAGCUGCAUCAUAUGCUGUGCGAUUUAACCAUCCAGCGACAUACUGUGGCCAUUACCUAUGACCUCAGCGAAACACCAGCAAAAAAAGGCGCACCUCCAAUUCCACAAAAACGGAGUAAAAGCUUCGAACUGUGCAUGAAUUCAAAGAGGCGAACUAUAAGUCAUCGGACUUCAAGUAACAGACAUCGGAAGUUACAGCCGUUCAGGUACACGUGAGCCAACCAUUGUACCGUUCCAAUAGUUUUUUACUAAAAAAAAAAAAUUACAAAAAUUAAAAAAAAAACACAUAAAAACCAAAAAAUUGUAAAAAAAAAACAA